Molecule: messenger RNA, 810 nt
Organism: Lachancea meyersii CBS 8951
Lineage: Eukaryota; Fungi; Ascomycota; Saccharomycetes; Saccharomycetales; Saccharomycetaceae
Source: the annotation of a GenBank genome assembly
AUGAUCAAGUCUAAACCUAAGGCGCUGAUACACACCAUGGAAAAGCUUGUGAGCAGAAACACGCGUCGUGCGGCCCAAAAACCUACAUGUGCAGUGUCCCCAGUAAUUGUAAAAUUCGAGAAAUGGGCGGGCAAGCCCCGAAAGCUGUAUUUUCGUCAAAAGAGUAAGUUGCAGUCUGUGUGUCUGCAAUCGAACAUGUUUGCGGAAAUCUUGGCAUCGCCUAUGAGACUUGACAAAUUAACACGUUUGCGCAGCCCUAGAGAAUUGCUUACCCAGGUCAAGCUUGUGCGAAAUGGAAGCGAAAACCAGGGACAAGAUUUGGCCCUAAACUUGGCCGUGGCUCCCGUGAAAAGCGGACCGACCUCUUACGUGAGUAACAACGAAGCGAUGCUUCUGAAAAGCCAGGAUGCUUUCCUGAAAUGUAUCCCCACUUCUUCUUUGAACACCGCAAUACGACACAUCAAUCCCAAAGAUAUCACUCAACCGGACUACUCGCUCGCCCGGGCGCUCAAGCUUAAGCUAAUUGAGGAAGUACGACACGGACUUUCGACUUUGCAAGAAACCAGCGAAUUGGCGGUAGCUCCGAUGAAAAAAUCAAAUGGGAGCUAUGUUCGAGUGAUUAGCGACCCAAAAAUGCAUGCAAAAUUGGAAAUCGGCCCUGAUGAAGUUUUAAUUGCUAACCUUGCGAACAUCAAUGAUAAAAUUCUGCAGAAUUUGUUUCAGAACAAUUUCAAGGGCUUCACUAUUAGUUUCUCUACACACAAGCGACUUUGCUUUACUCUAUAUAAGCUGCUGAGUUAUACAGGGUAA